AUGGUCAAUUCGUGUUGUGGCUCCGUCUGCUCUGAGCAGAGCUGUGGCCCCUGUGAAGAGAGCUGCUGCCGCCCCAGCUGCUGUGUAUCCAGCUGCUGUAAACCCCAGUGCUGCCAGUCUGUGUGCUGCCGACCCACCUGCUGUCGCCCCAGCUGCUGUGUUACCAGCUGCUGCAGGCCUCAGUGCUGCCGGCCCACUUGCUGCCGCCCCAGCUGUUGUGUGUCCAGCUGCUGCCGCCCCACCUGCUGCAGGCCCCAGUGCUGCCUCCCUAGCUGCUGCCGCCCCUCUUGCUGCAGUUCCACCUGUUGCCGCCCCACCUGUUGCCGCCCCACCUGUUGCAUUUCUAUCAGCUGCUGCCGCCCCUCUUGCUGUGGCUCUCCCUGCGGUGGCUCCAGCUGCUGCAGACCUACCUGUUGCAUGUCUAGCUGCUGCCGCCCCAUCUGCUGCCAGACCACCUGCUGCCGCCAAACCUAUUCAAGUGUUUCUUGUUGUUGA
Molecule: messenger RNA, 495 nt
Organism: Suncus etruscus (white-toothed pygmy shrew)
Lineage: Eukaryota; Metazoa; Chordata; Mammalia; Eulipotyphla; Soricidae
Product: keratin-associated protein 4-7-like
Exons: 1
Coding region: 1-495 (164 amino acids)
Cellular component (GO): keratin filament
Source: RefSeq, a predicted model, not a curated record